This is a messenger RNA of Bursaphelenchus okinawaensis, 2662 nucleotides long. Lineage: Eukaryota; Metazoa; Nematoda; Chromadorea; Rhabditida; Aphelenchoididae. The record is from the annotation of a GenBank genome assembly.
AUGAGAAUCACGGCGGUGCGCCUUCUGCACCGCUCUUUUGCACGAAACCAUGUUGUGAAUGGGAAAUGGACAACCACACAUUACACACAACGUCCGCGCGACAAAGACCCGCGAUGGAAGGACGUUGAGAUCGAGCGUUUCAGUGACGAGUACGACGUGCUGAUUGUGGGUGGAGGUCCGGGUGGGUUGUCGGCCGCGAUUCGAUUGAAACAACUGGCUAGCGAACAGAAUAAGGAAGUGAAAGUUUGUGUUAUUGAGAAGGCACCGGAGUUGGGUGCUCAUACUUUGUCUGGUGCUGUGAUUGAGACUACUGGUUUGGCCAAGUUGUUCCCGGAUUGGCAGGAGAAUUGCUCGGCUGUUCAUCAGAAGGUCACGGUGAGUUAUUGUUUUUUUUUGAUUCUGUAAAGAAAGUUCUUGUUAUUUUAUGUUUUGUAAAAGUUCUUACCGUUUUUUGCUUUGUAAACACAGUUCUUGCCAUUUUUAUGAAAAAAAAAACUUAUUGUAAAAUACGAAUUCUUUAAAAAUUAAUUUCCAGGAAGAAGCAGUGUACAUUUUGACGGAAAAGGGUAAAAUCAAUGUUCCCAUGGUGCCGGGUGUACCAUUGGCCAAUCACGGUAACUACGUGGUUCGUCUGGGACAUCUAGUCAAGUGGUUGGGCGAAAAAGCCGAAGAAUUGGGGGUAGAUGUAUAUACGAGUAUUGCUGGUCAAGAGGUUCUGUACAACGAGGACGGAAGCGUUAAGGGUAGGUUUUUGGGGGAUUUUAGAUAUAAAAUUAUUUUUUGUUGGUUUUUAGGUAACAAAAAUAUAAAAUCUUGAAUUUCAAGCUUGAAAGGUUUGAAAAAAAGGAUUUUUAGAUAAUAAAAAUAAAAAAAUGGCAUUUUAGGUAACAAAAUAUAAAUUUUUUCUAUAUUUUUAUUUUUUAACGAUUUCAGGUAUUGCCACUGGUGAUGUCGGAAUAGCCAAAGACGGCUCACCAAAAGACAGCUUUGAACCAGGCAUGGAGCUCCACGCCAAGUGCACCAUCUUCGCCGAAGGGUGCCGUGGUCAUCUCACCAAAUCCGUCAUCAAAAACUACGAUUUGGCUAAGGAAUCGGGCCCAAUGAGCUAUGGUAUUGGUCUGAAAGAGCUGUGGGAAGUCGACCCCUCAAAACAUCGACCAGGCUUCAUAGAACAUUCGGUAGGAUGGCCACUGGAGAAGACGCAAUACGGAGGAUCGUUUUUGUAUCAUAUUGAGGACGGAGGGCAACCACUGGUGGCUACCGGCUUUGUGGUGGCUUUGGACUACCGCAAUCCUUAUUUGCAUCCUUUUAAGGUGAGGUUUUGGAAUUUGAUAGGGUAUUUUUGGGAUGGUGAAGAAAUUUUUUUAAGGGUGUGGUAAGAAAAAUUUUUGGGGGGGACUUCAAACCCUCCCCCCCCGGGGGGGGAGGUUUGAAGUUCGGAUUUUCAGAUUUUUUUUUGCUUUUUGAAGAACUUUUUUCAUUCGCAGCCUAUGUUAAUAUAAAACCUUUUAAUUUUCAGGAGUUCCAACGCUUUAAAACCCAUCCAGUAAUAGCCAAAACUCUGGAAGGAGGAAAAAGAAUUGGUUACGGAGCUAGAGCCCUGAAUGAAGGUGGAUUCCAAUCCAUCCCCAAGCUCAUUUUCCCCGGUGGAUGUUUGAUCGGAUGUUCAGCAGGCUUACUGAACGUCUCGAAGCUAAAGGGUACUCACACCGCCAUGUGGAGUGGAAUCUACGCAGCCGAAGGCAUCUUCGAACAGUUGGAGGAGAAGAGUAAGGUUAUGUUAUUGAUUUUAAGGUUGUUGAUGGGUGGGGCUUUUCGGACUGUAUUUUUAGGCCAUUAUUGUGGAUUUUGUCAGUCCUCCUGGAUUUUCGCCCCCUCCUUCUUUAUGUAUAUGGAUAAUAAAGCGACUUUCAUUUCAGCGAUUACCCCAACGAAAUACGACGAAAAACUCAAAGGAUCAGCAGUCUGGAAGGAGCUAAAGAAGAGCCGAAACAUUCGCCCAUCAUUCAACACCAAGCUCGGCUGGUGGGGAGGCAUGGCCUACACUGGCCUCUUCUAUGUCAUUGGUCGCGGUAUCGAACCCUGGACUCUACACCACGGCAAACCGGACAACGAGAAGAUUCUUCCAAAGGAAGAGGGCAAGGUCAUUGAUUAUCCGAAACCAGACAACAAAUUGACCUUUGAUUUGUUAUCAUCGGUUGCUUUGACUGGUACCAAUCAUGAGGAAAAUCAACCAUCUCACUUGACUUUGUAUAAUGAUGACGUACCUGAAGAUGUGAACUUGAAGAAGUUUGAUGGACCUGAAGGAAGAUUUUGUCCGGCUGGUAAGUUUUGAAGAAAUUGGAGUUCUGGGUUUAAAAUGGAUAUUUUAGUACUAUUAACUAGCCCACAUGUACUAUAUUUGGCCAUCAGUACUAUUUUUAAAUUAAACUGACCUUUUGACAUUAUUUUUAUAAAGAACGAUAUAAAACGCUAAAUUAUACUAAAUUUUUCAGCUGUGUAUGAAUAUGUUCCACGCUCCGAGAACGACGAGUCCCUCCGACUGCAGAUCAACGCCCAAAACUGCAUUCACUGCAAGACCUGUGACAUCAAAGAUCCAACCCAAAACAUCAAUUGGGUCGCACCGGAAGGCGGCGGCGGCCCCAAAUACGAUGGAAUGUAA